GCCACAUCAGGGUCUAUACUGCGCGCGGCGAGGUUUCCAAACCGGACCUGCCGCAGGUUGGGGACCUCGGAAGAAGCAGGGACGGAAUGCAGCGUGUACCGCUUGCAGCCACCGCUAGGGCUUCCGCGGGUGAACCUGCUGCGCUGCCGGCACUCGGGCCCCUACCAGCAGCCUCAGAUAACCCUGCGUUACCCAAGAACGAGCAGCAGCCGUCGCCGCAGUGCCUGCAGAGGGUUCAACGCGAUCUCGCGGAAUUCGCCCGCCAUCCGCCGCCGGGUGUGUUCAUAGAGCCCGAGAAGGAGGACAUCACCACAAUCCACGCCAUCAUAGUCGGGCCUGACGGCACGCCGUACGAAGGGGGCUUCUUCCACUUCGUGCUCAAGUUGCCUCCCGACUAUCCCGUGGAACCGCCGCUAGUGCGCUUCAUGACAACGGACGGCGGAAGAGUGGGCUUCAACCCGAAUCUCCACGCGGACGGCAAGGUGUGCCUCAGCUUUCCGAGGCCGCCAUGGAGUGCGGCGCUGUCGCUCGAGUGCGUGCUGGUUUCGGUUCAGUCGCUGCUUAACGAGGACCCCUCGGCGAAUCAACCAGUAUUUGGACCCUUUGGACAGUGGAUUGGAAGGUUGAGAGGCUACAAAGACAACCUGCGCUACCAGACGCUCAGGGUCGCAGUGUGCGACGCGGUCCAGGCCUGCCUCCUGGGCACCGCACCGUAUCCGACAACCCUAAGGGAGGCAGUGCUGGCACGCUUCGCCGAGAACUAUGCCAAGUACGAAAACGCAGUCGGCGACACCCCCGUUACGUCGCUACUGGGCAGUGUGCUCGGUGCGUCGAAUGUCGAGUACGAAAAGUGCCAAGGGCUGCUCGAGCGAGUGCGAGACUUGUACGGCCGGAUCUUGAAGACGCAAGUUCUGCAGACAGGGAACCGUGACAGCGCGAGGACGCGUCUCUCGGCUUUGAGUCCGUGAAGCAGCCAAGUUUCGAUGAUGGCGUGUA
Molecule: messenger RNA, 996 nt
Organism: Dermacentor silvarum
Lineage: Eukaryota; Metazoa; Arthropoda; Arachnida; Ixodida; Ixodidae
Product: ubiquitin-conjugating enzyme E2 Z
Exons: 1
Coding region: 87-968 (293 amino acids)
Biological process (GO): negative regulation of apoptotic process
Cellular component (GO): nucleus
Molecular function (GO): ubiquitin conjugating enzyme activity; cysteine-type endopeptidase inhibitor activity
Source: RefSeq, a predicted model, not a curated record